Molecule: messenger RNA, 1620 nt
Organism: Penicillium crustosum
Lineage: Eukaryota; Fungi; Ascomycota; Eurotiomycetes; Eurotiales; Aspergillaceae
Product: malate synthase
Exons: 1
Coding region: 1-1620 (539 amino acids)
Biological process (GO): glyoxylate cycle
Cellular component (GO): peroxisomal matrix; cytoplasm
Molecular function (GO): malate synthase activity
Source: RefSeq, a predicted model, not a curated record
AUGUCUCACGUCGAUACACAACUCAAGGAUGUCGCUAUCCUGGGCGCCAUCAGUAACGAUGCUCGCAAGAUCCUAACCAAGGAGGCAUGCGCCUUUUUGGCUCUGUUGCACCGCACCUUCAACCCUACUCGUAAAGCUCUCCUCCAGCGCCGCAUCGAUCGCCAAGCCGAGAUCGAUAAGGGAAAUCUUCUUGACUUCCUCCCCCAGACCAAGCACAUCCGUGAGAAUGACGCCUGGAAGGGUGCUCCUCCCGCUCCAGGUCUCGUGGAUCGCCGUGUUGAGAUUACUGGCCCAACCGACCGGAAGAUGGUGGUGAACGCGCUGAACUCUGAUGUCUGGACUUAUAUGGCUGAUUUCGAGGAUUCGAGCGCCCCAACUUGGGACAACAUGGUGAACGGUCAGGUCAACCUGUACGAUGCUAUCCGCCGACAGGUCGACUUCAAGCAGGGUGAUAAGGAGUACAAGCUGCGAACUGACCGCGCCCUGCCCACUCUGAUUGCCCGUGCCCGUGGCUGGCACCUGGACGAGAAGCACUUCACCGUGAACGGCGAGCCCAUCUCUGGUGGUCUGUUCGAUUUCGGUCUGUACUUCUUCCACAACGCUAAGGAGCUGGUCGCCCGCGGUGCCGGUCCUUACUUCUACCUCCCCAAGAUGGAGUCACACUUGGAGGCUCGUCUCUGGAACGACGUCUUCAACCUGUCCCAGGACUACAUUGGUCUGCCCCGCGGAACCAUCCGUGGAACUGUCCUCAUUGAGACUAUCACUGCCGCAUUCGAGAUGGACGAGAUCAUCUACGAGCUCCGCGAUCACAGCUCCGGUCUCAACUGCGGCCGCUGGGAUUACAUCUUCUCCUUCAUCAAGAAGUUCCGCAACCACCCCAACUUCGUCCUCCCCGAUCGCUCUGACGUCACCAUGACCGUGCCUUUCAUGGAGUCUUACGUGAAGCUCCUCAUCAAGACCUGCCACCGUCGUGGCGUUCACGCCAUGGGUGGUAUGGCCGCACAGAUCCCCAUCAAGAACGACCCUGCCGCCAACGACAAGGCCAUGGAGAGUGUUCGCGCCGAUAAGCUGCGCGAGGUGCGCGCCGGCCACGACGGCACCUGGGUUGCACACCCCGCACUGGCUUCGAUCGCCUCUGAAGUCUUCAACGCACACAUGCCCACUCCCAACCAGCUGUUCGUCCGUCGCGAGGAAGUGAACAUCACCGCCAACGACCUCCUUAACACCAACGUCCCCGGCAAGAUCACCGAGGAAGGCAUCCGCAAGAACCUGAACAUCGGCCUCAGCUACAUGGAAGGCUGGCUCCGUGGCGUCGGCUGCGUGCCCAUCAACUUCCUCAUGGAGGACGCCGCCACAGCCGAGGUUUCUCGCAGUCAGCUGUGGCAGUGGACCCGACACAACGUCACCACGGCCGAGGGCAAGCGCGUGGAUAAGGCGUUUGCACUGCGUCUUCUGCAGGAGCAGGCUGAUAGCCUGGCGGCUAAGGCUGGCAAGGGAAACAAGUACCAGCUUGCUGCUCGCUACUUUGCUGGCCAGGUUACUGGUGAGGAUUACGCUGAUUUCUUGACCAGCUUGCUGUACAAUGAGAUCUCCUCUGCUGGUAGUGCUGCUAAGCUUUGA